AUGACCGUUGCUGAUGCCAACAUUUCUGAUGAAGGAGAUAUUAACGUCGUUGAACUACUACAAAAGUGUCAUUCAUAUCAUGUGAAGAAAAUUAGCGAUAAACAGCUGGAUACGAAAGUCCGUGACAUUCUAACAGUGUGGAGCCGAUGUGCUAUUGUUUAUCCUCCUCAUUCUUCUGUGCAACCUGACUCACUUGACGCUGUGUUUAACACAAUCACAGACCAACAGUUGGACACAAAAAGUCUCAUUCGUUCUCUUCUCGUCGACAAAACGUUCAAAACCUAUGUUGUGGAUAGUCUCAAAAGAUACCACGGUCUUCACGAUAUCAUGACACUAUUACCAAAAUGUCUCGACGUCAGUAUGCAAACAGUAAAUAUCCCCUCUAAGACCACUAAUGAUUUUAAUGCACUGAUCAAAAUUGUUCGAAGUGUUACGUCGCGAGUAGUUCUAGUAGCAAUAGCCGAAUCAAUGAACGAUGAUAGUCAACGUUACUUGGCGAAUUUUAUCAAGAAAAAUGAUUUACCAAUUCCCCUCUCCUACUAUACAUUCAAUGUGAAGGAACAGCAGAUUGAAUACAUUAUUAAUUUCAACUUGAUCGCAGAAAUUCUGUGUCUGACGACUGAUCGGAUGCUACUUCAGAUAGGAAGCCCUUCUGCCAUCAGGCAAGGCAAAUCGAGCCUGUUACCAUACAUGUGUUUGGAUAAAAGACGUGAAUCUGGCAAUACCACUGGAAAUGCGUCGUUACGGGCUGGAUGCCUCGAUGUUCUGUCGGGAAUAAUUAGGAGCUGUGAUAAAGUUGAACAAGCAUAUUCGCUCUUCGAUCUUCAUGGCACAGUUUGUAAGGGAAUAAAUGAUGACUUGGUGCGUGCCAUUCAGCAUUAUGCUGCCGUCCUUAUUUUAUAUAUCACGCUCGACGAUUUGGAAUCAGAUGUUUUGUCAUCACUAUUUUCUGAUAUUCACUCGCAACCGAUCAUUGUCGUCGUUUUUGAUCCCGAUUUUGACGAUCGUAACUCGGAAUCAAGACUCUUACUUGUCAGCCGAUGCAAAGAGGGCUUGAAACGAUUCUUACCUACAAUUACCAUGUCAUCUAUUGCUGUUGUACUUGCUCCCUGUGCUUCUUUAUGGAUACAAGAGUCAGAGAAUCGAGACUUUGAUGAAUCUCGCCGGGCACAGCUCUUGCGGCAAUCGUUCUUGGAUGCUUUUUCUCAACUGGAAUCUGGAAUUGCACAACGCCAGUCACUUUUCCGCUCUUCCUUCAUGAUUCAAUCUCUCUUUCUAGCUUAUCGAUCAAAUAAUGGUCGGGCGAAUACCAAGAUGCUCUCAUUUGCUGCAGAAAGAAAGCUGAAACAGUUGCUUGAGAAGUAUACUGAUCAAACAGAUAAUCUGCUCAUGGCAACACCCGUGAGUUAUUUACAAGCCAAAAUUCGCACUACGGAGAAACAACUGACUAUGGAUACCGAAGAGGACAUGAGAUCAGUUGCCGACACCCAAAAGCAACUAAAAGCACAGCUAAGAAACAUUACAUCAGUCUCGGCGCCUACUCGUUUCUUUAUUGAACUGUUGAUGCAAGGAACGUUCGUUGAACUACUCGUUGUUGAAAAAUAUUUGGACACUUGGAGAUCAAAAUACGAACGUCCGCUUCAACUAGAUAUGUCGAAUAUCAAGCAGCGCGCUAUUGAAUUUGCAAAUGCCAUCAAAAGAUGUGAAGCCGAACAACUGGCAAUCGAGAAACAGUCGCCACCCGACCCGAAUGACGAAGGAAAGCGUUUAGAUCUUGCAAGAUGUCUGCACGGUGCUAAGCAGGAAUUUGCCAAAAUCCACCACGAAGUCGAAAAGUUGGAGAAGAAGCUCAUGAAUAUUGAUUUGACAGUUGGCUUGUUUCUUGAUGAGAUUAUGGCCAUAUCCAACUUCAAUCCGACCCUGUUCGCCACUGAAAAUAAUCAGAAGAUCAUAGAUCGUCUGGCCGUCUGUUUUGUAGACUUGAUGAAUCGUGGCAUUGCCCUACACAUAUUACGUGGGCGCCCACUACAGUGUCACAGCCCUCUACUAACCAAAAGUAUUCAAAUUGCGGGUAAAAAUGCUCGAAGUGCUCCAUGCGUUGUAAGUGUCAUUGGUGAACAGUCAUCGGCAAAAAGCUCUUUGCUAAAUACAUGUUUUGGCACAAAUUUUCGCGUUAGCUCCGGUCGAUGUACCAUUGGCAUUUAUGCUAGCGUCGUGCAUUGGGGAGAACUUAGUGUAGUCCUACUCGACACAGAAGGCUUGUUAUCCGUAGAGGAAGCAAGUGCCCUACUUGAUAAUCAGAUCGUCACUAUGGCCAUGCUUUCGUCCCACUUAACGAUCAUCAAUCACAAGGGUGAGUUCAGCACGAUACUCAGCUCUCUAAUCGGCAUGUCACUCUAUGCGAAAGUACAAAUUAAAUCGGCUAUGAAACCAGCUCUGCUUUUUAUCCUUCGUGAUCAAUCGGAUACAACAGAUGAAACAAAGCGCAAACACUUUCUGCCUCAGCUCACAAAUCUCAAGCAAACUCUUCAAAGUGACGCUAAGUUCCUCACUACUUCAAUCGACGAUGUUAUGGAAAUCAAUUCGAAUGCAGUGAUUUUGCUUUCCAAUGCGAUUGUCAAAGAUAUUGAUGCAAGAAUGGGCAUCAAUCAGAACUACCGAAAUAAAAGUUUUCCAAUUGAAAUUCAAGAGCUUCGACGCACGAUAUUUGCUUCCCUGGAAUUAUCGUCGAAAAGUAAUGUCUACAGUGAUUUCGACAAUAUGUCAUUAAUGUUGGCAAGCAAUUGGUCAGUUAUUGACCGACUAGGACCUGAUCUCUUGUCGUGCAAAAGUUUAAUCGAAUUGACGCGCAUGACUGAAGUACAAAGCAUAGCUGUUGAGAUCCUCAAACUGGCUGCCGCAUCUCUCAAUGAUCAAUUUGAGAAAUUGGUUGAACGCAGGCUAAAAGAACUCGAACCGAUCAAAAUGACAAUGGCAUCGAUGAACACUGCUUCUAUGAAUUUUCAGAUGGACAUUCAGACGACCGUGAAAUCUAUACAACAGCAGGCUCUAAAAGAAUUUGCACAAAAGACAAACAAAUCAUACUAUUCUACCGAUGUGAAAACACAAUGGGAGCGCACAAUUGUUUCGUCUCUCAAAGGUCUGAUUGAACAAUGGAAUUACAUCUUUGAUAAUCGUCUACAAGCAAGCUCUCAGGCAAAAAUUGUCAAAGAAGUCGAAGAUACGUUGAUCGCUCGAGCUGAAGAGCGUUUCAAUCAGGACAAGCCGCCCAAUGUUGAGCAAUUGCGAAAAACGAUGAAAGAAGAAAUUGAAGAACUCCGUAUUAUCUCUCAAAAAAACCAGCAAGCCCUCUUUGAACAGCCUGAUAUAAUUACUGAGAAGAUCAUACGCCUCUACAAUUCGUGCCUCCAGUUGCACAAACAUGAAUGCGGCCGAGAGAUUUACAAUAUUUUACCAUCAAUGCCAGUCACCGAUUUCAUACAGCAUAGUGAAAAUCUUGCUAAUGUUGGACGUCUCCUUGAAGAUUUUUUGAAGAAAUCAGGAGGCAAAAUAGGAAUCCGUCAACGGCUUUUGAAUUUUGUUAGAUCCUCCAAUGAGUUGGACAGCAUGUGGCGCUCAUUUGAAAACAGGAUUCAAUGGUUUAACAGUUCCGAAGUAUCCAAAAAUUGCCAAAUCCUCAUUGGAAUAGCUAAUGAGGUUCUUCCUAAGCUGCAAGGCGACCUUCGUCAACUGAUCAAAGUCUCUCAGCCCAUAUACAACAAGACACACGUGAUGGAACAAGCCAUUGAUAUGAUGGAGGGAGCAAUGAGGAUGCGAGAAGUAGCUGACCACAAAAAGCAUCUCAACCGCAAUAUUUUCGUAGCCGACUUGGCUGUGAUAGCUCUACGCCUUCUCGUCGACGAAUCGAUUAAUGUCGGCCAGCAGUAUUACAAUGAAAAAAUGGUUGAGUUAGAAAACCGCAUUAAAUCCCUCAAAGAUAGUGUCGACAGGCAAAUAUCUUCGAUGGAAGAUUCAAGUAAGCAAGGUAACGAGUUGGCAACGACAGUGACCAGCGCUCUAUUUAGAGAAGUUCGACGGAUUAUGAAUGCCAAAAUUACAUGUGACAUCCGUCAAGCUGUGACAGCAUCCGACCAUAUCAUUCACGAAAAUGUUCAAAACCAGGCCUACACAUCCAGUUUCACUAUGGCCAAUGCGGAAAACAUUCUUAAGUAUGUGACCAACAUCAACCUAUAUUUUCUCGAAGUGAGUUUGGACUCGAUUCGAGCUAUUUUUAAUGCCGUCAUACACAAUCAAACAGCACAGCUCGAAUCACUCCUUAAUACACUGCUCGGCGAUAUAAACAACGAAGUCAAUUCAAAUUCGUGUAAUAACUAUGCAGAAGUAAACAAAAUGAUUGAAGAACGCGCUAAUAAAUCGUUCAUGGAUAAUACCAAGGGCCAUACGAAUGUAAAUUUUAAGUUUCCAGCGGCUCUACCUAUGGGUAUUCCCAACAGCGAUCGUUUCAAAUCGGCCUUCAGAAUCAUUCUUCAGACCUCCUCUGAAAUUCCUGGCAAGGUCACCUCGAUUAUUGCUUCUCUACGCGGUGCAGCCUUUGAUCAAUGCGUGCGAGCUAUACAGCAGAAAUUAGGCUGUAAUCAGUGUUGCCCCGGAUGUGGUUCAAAAUGUGAGGUGACCACAGAUCAUGAGGAGCGUAUUGUUCCUCGUAUGCCGCGCCCAGACUUUGACCAACCAUCAGAUGCAAAUUCAUCUCUUCAAAUUCACAGAACUAAGCAUCACUUGGCUGCCUGUUUCAAAGGAGGGCACUAUUACAAAACAAAUCAACCUCUUCUGAGUAAGUGCUACCAACAGUGGACAAGUGGACGGGUGCAAUUAAGUGAUACCGAAAUUGUAAGCCCAAAAUCCCUAUAUUACAACCACUUUCACGCAACUUGGUAUGAUAAUCUGACUCAUCUAGCAGAGAAAUCCAGCGAUCGAAAUGCUGAACAUGCUGAAAAUGACCAACGUAGAGCUUGGAUGCUCGUCCGACGCUUUAUCUGUCAAAAGUAUCAACUGAAUGACUAUUCGGAUAGUGAAUAUACACAGUUCCCAGAACAUUAUCCCAUGGUUGAAUCACUCCCACCUGAUUUUACGAUCAGUUGGAAUGACACUUCGUUGUAA
Rotaria socialis is the source of this 5157-nucleotide messenger RNA. The record is from the annotation of a GenBank genome assembly. Lineage: Eukaryota; Metazoa; Rotifera; Eurotatoria; Philodinida; Philodinidae.